Cladocopium goreaui is the source of this 757-nucleotide messenger RNA. NCBI's taxonomy places the organism in Eukaryota, Dinophyceae, Suessiales, Symbiodiniaceae. The record is from the annotation of a GenBank genome assembly.
GCUUCCCGAGCGGAGCUGGAACAAGGGCCGGAGUUUCCGGAGCCUUCGGCUUGACCUCGGAGCCCAGGUUUGCGCCCCAGAAUCCCAGCAACUUGGGGUGUUUCUAGCUCUUUGGGCUGCGGGGCUCGCAGCGCUGCUGAGCUUUGCGCAGCCGGCGGCUGCGGAGGCUGUAUCCUACACGGACGAAAGCCACCAGGAUCGCCGCGUGUUUUCGGUGGGCGAUUUGCACGGCGAUGCUCAGAGCUGUCAGAAGAUCCUCAAGUCCUUGGGACUCAUGGGGGAUGCAGGAGAGUGGACGGGUGGUCGUUCCAUCCUGGUGCAGACGGGGGAUGUCACGGACCGCGGGGACGCGUCGGGCCCCAUCUUCCAGUCCCUCUUCCGGCUGCAGGAUGAAGCACCUGCAUCUGGUGGCAAGGUCAUCUUGUUGCUGGGAAAUCACGAGCUCAUGAACCUGCAGGGCGACUUUCGCUAUGCCACCCCGGCGGACACUGCCUCCAUUGCCGCGCUAGAGCCGGACUUGAAAGGCGAGUCCAGCUCUUCGUUGCAAACGCGCACCAGGAUUUUCUCCAAGGAAGGGUGGCUCGGGCAAGGCGUCCGCGAGCGUUUUCAAGCCCUGGCCGUGGAGAGGAAUGUGUUGUUUGUACAUGCUGGGUUGCUGCCUAUCUUCAAGGAUAUGUUGCCUGGCGGACUGGACUCCGUGAAUGCAGAGGUGAAGCGCUUGUUGAGACUUGGAGGACGCAAGAUGCGAGCAGCCUGA